Cantharellus anzutake is the source of this 466-nucleotide messenger RNA. RefSeq lists its product as uncharacterized. The coding region runs from base 98 to 370 and encodes 90 amino acids. NCBI's taxonomy places the organism in Eukaryota, Fungi, Basidiomycota, Agaricomycetes, Cantharellales, Hydnaceae. The transcript is spliced from 5 exons. The record is from RefSeq and is a predicted model, not a curated record.
AAAUUCACUAUAAAAGUGUGAACACAGAGUUCAGUUUAUCCUUUGAAUAACAAACAUUGGUCAUGAAUUUCCGAUAUGAGUUGAGGUUGGCUAUUAUAUGAGCUGCACCAGUCCCAAAGGCAUCCUGUUGUCCCUUCUUGUCGUCCUUAUUUCGGAAUAUUGCCCCUGCCAAUUGGAGGAAUUUGACAGCACCCCCAACACUAUCACCUUCCACCUGCUCACUUAUGGCCAGUGGAGCACCAUCCGGAGUGUUCUGGAGGAUAUUUUUGUUUGGCUUUAUUCAAAUCUUUGUGCAUCCUGCAUCCAAUCCAGAUCAGUUGAGACAUCAUACGUUGCUCUUCCUCAGGAUCUCAGCCUGCUCCACCUCUGAUAAUGAACUCCAACUGCAUCCACCACCCUCUACCUGUGACAUGCUGUGCUCUAGCUCCUUUCGGGUGAUCGUGGUAGCAAUACACUUUGCCUGAGC